Messenger RNA from Triticum turgidum subsp. durum (durum wheat), 819 nucleotides. The record is from the annotation of a GenBank genome assembly. Lineage: Eukaryota; Viridiplantae; Streptophyta; Magnoliopsida; Poales; Poaceae.
AUGGCGAUCUCCGGCGACGACAGGUACGCCCCCGCCGCCGACUCCGGCGGCGGGAAGCUCUGGAACCUCUGCCGCAUGCCCUUCAGGCAGGCCAGCGGCGCGCCGGCGCCAGCGUCGUCCUCCUCCUCGUCCGGGAUCCACCACUCGGCCGGCCGCUACGGCCAUGAGGCGCCCGUCGCCGGAGACGGCGGCGCCCCUGCCGCGCCGGCCGGGAUCUCGACGGUCGCCAAAUCUCUGCUGCCGGCGCGGCGCCGCCUCCGGCUCGAUCCGUCCAACAAGCUCUACUUCCCAUAUGAACCAGGCAAGCAGGUCAAGAGUGCAAUUAGGAUAAAGAAUACAAGCAAGUCACAUGUAGCAUUCAAGUUUCAAACAACUGCACCCAAGAGUUGCUUUAUGCGUCCUCCUGGAGCCAUACUUGCCCCUGGCGAGACUAUCAUAGCGACUGUUUUCAAGUUUGUCGAGCACCCAGAGAAUAAUGAGAAUGUUCUGCAGAAGUGCAAGGUCAAGUUCAAGAUUUUGAGCUUGAAGGUCAAAGGACCCAUGGAAUAUGCACCAGAAUUGUUCGACGAGCAGAAAGAUCAGGCAGUGGUUGAGAAGAUACUGAGGGUUGUUUUCUUGGAUGUUCAAAACCCAGGCCCUCAACUGGAAAAGCUGAACACUCAGUUAGCCGAGGCAGAAGCUGCACUUGAGGCGCGGAAGAAACCUCCAGAAGAGAAUGGUCCUAAAAUUGUUGGUGAAGGGCUUGUCAUUGAUGAAUGGAAAGAGAGGAGGGAAAGAUACCUCGCACAACAACAGGUUGAAGCGGUCGACUCGGUGUAA